AUGAACUCAUUGUCCCCCAUAAACACUUCGGGCGGCAUGUCGGCGGCGUCCUCACACGGCGGCAGUGUCUCGCCUCGUCAGGCGCCGAGCCCCAAGAACGUCGCAUUUGAGCUGCUGUUCCUCGAAUCGCCUCAAUACCGCGCGCGCCUGCCCAUGCGAGUCCAGAUCUACCCCCAUGACACCACAGACUCCAUUGUCACAACCGUCAAGAACUUUUACGGCUUGUACUCGGGCCCGCCCGGCUCAAAAGGCGUCAGCUUUGAGGACGAGCUCGGCAACACUCUGAUUGCGCGAUAUGAAAAUUUCCGCAACAACAUGGUUGUCUACGUCCGAGUCAUCGAAGAGGCUCCCGGGGCUGCCCUGGAGUCGCAUCGCUAUCGCGGCCUUCACAUGGGCGCCGACUCCUACUACGGCGGCGGCGAUGCCUACGCCCUGCCCCAGCGCUUCGGCCCUGACAUGGCCCGCUCCAAUUCGACAUCACCACGCCGCCGCAGUCCUUCGCCCAAUGUGUCGCGGGGACGCAGAAGCGACUCGACCAGCUCCAAUGGCAAGAAGGGUCGCUCUCGCUCUACCAAGAGCCGAGCGCUCCAAGGCCACGCCGAUGCAUACGCCGAAAGCAUCAACGGCUACAGCAGCGGCGAUGGCGCCCCGAGCACCACGUCUGCCCGCGCCAAGGAGCAGCUCGGAACCACCGACAUCAGCGUCGAGAACAUUGUGGAGGGCGGUCGACGAAAGAGGGCCAAGUUUGAGAGCUCUGAACUGCCACUCUUCGCACCGCCUCAGAUGCCGGCCGCCACUUCAAAUCCAUCCGUAUCUCCCGCCAGACGUAUUGAGCAUCAUCACCGACAUUCCCUCUCGUACGUCCAGACCGGCCAGAACCCUUUUGUACACCCCCGACCGCUGCACUCGCCGCAGAGCUAUGGUAGUGCGCACGGCCAGAUGGGCCUGUACUCGACCCCUGUCUCCAGCGACCGCCGCGGUCGGGGCAGCAUCUCGUACGGCAGCCAUAGCAUGGCCCAUGGCAUGGGCAUCCUCCCAACUCCCGACCCCACCGUCGGGAGCUGCAUGUCGGAGGAAGACAAGGAUGUCGCCAUUCAGCUCAUGCGGCUGGGCGAGAUGUCCAACAUUUCUCACGGCCGCACAUCCGCGUCGACUUUGGAGGACGCAUUCAGCGGUAGAGCCGACGCCGCGUCGUCCACUGGCGCAACUAGCGACAGCGACAGUGACAGCGAUGCCGGGCUCCCGCCGCCCCGUCGCCAAAAGCUGGACCUGACGGGCGCGUCCAAGCAGGUCUACCAGACCACCGAGUCGCACUUCAUGCCGCCCAUUGACGGCGCCGAGGCCAGCGGCGACGAUGCCGACUAUGAGGAUGGCCCUGACGUCCGAGCCAAGCCGGCCCAGAGCAAGUCGUCCAAGAGCAAGUCGGCCCCUAUGGCCGCGCCCAAGCCGGCCGCCUCCAAGACCAAGGCUCCCCGCGUUGCCAACGGCAGCAAGACCAAGAAGCCGCCAAUUGUGCCCAACGGCCCCAUCUCCCCGGCGGCCUCGACCACCCACUCUAGGAAGCAGUCGGUGGCGUCCGUCGGACACAUGUCCCAAACUGGCGAGGACGAGCAGCCUGAUCUGUCGACCAAGCCGCGCUGCCAGCGCUGCCGGAAGAGCAAGAAGGGCUGCGAUCGCCAGCGACCCUGCGGACGCUGCCGCGACGCCGGCCUCUCCGCCGACCAGUGCAUCAGCGAGGACGAGGGCAACGGCCGAAAGGGCCGCUACGGCCGCCACAUGGGAGUGCCUCUGAAGAAGGAAGACAUGGCCAUCGCAUCCCAGCCUGCGCUUUUGCCCGCGGCUCCCAUCGCUGCCAACACAAUGACCGCCGACAAGGCCAAGAAGCGCAAGCGGUAGAGAACGAACUCCCACCCGGUUCGUUUUCCUGCGCGCUACGGUCUGUAUGAUGUGUGUCAUUUAGGAAGCCAGGAGGAAGGAGGGCUUCUCCUCUCUCACUCUUUCUUGGUCGCGGGCAAUUGUGUAUCGGGGUCGUUUGGCUGUUUGUUUCCGUCCCUUCAGUAUCUGUCUUCAUGGCCUUGUCCGGCAACCCCUGGAUUUGAGGCCGGGAGACAGGUCUACAAGGUUGACGACUGCAGCCCUCCUCGAGGUGGUUUGGCUUUUCUAUCC
This is a messenger RNA of Trichoderma reesei QM6a, 2166 nucleotides long. RefSeq lists its product as uncharacterized. NCBI's taxonomy places the organism in Eukaryota, Fungi, Ascomycota, Sordariomycetes, Hypocreales, Hypocreaceae. Gene Ontology annotation, biological process: regulation of DNA-templated transcription. Bases 1 to 1896 code for a protein of 631 amino acids. The transcript is spliced from 2 exons. The record is from RefSeq and is a predicted model, not a curated record. Gene Ontology annotation, molecular function: zinc ion binding; DNA-binding transcription factor activity, RNA polymerase II-specific.